This is a messenger RNA of Metarhizium brunneum ARSEF 3297, 1671 nucleotides long. RefSeq names its product Inositol transporter 1 (gene INT1). NCBI's taxonomy places the organism in Eukaryota, Fungi, Ascomycota, Sordariomycetes, Hypocreales, Clavicipitaceae. Gene Ontology annotation, molecular function: transmembrane transporter activity. Gene Ontology annotation, cellular component: membrane. The record is from RefSeq and is a predicted model, not a curated record. Gene Ontology annotation, biological process: transmembrane transport.
AUGGGUGGAGGCGGCAACGACAAGGCCGAGGCCGAGGCUCUCGAAGUCGCGCGUGCCGGCGGCCACCAAGUAGAUACGUUGAUUGGGGAGAUGGAGCAAGAACUCGAGGCUUCUGGUGGCCUGAAGCGAGGCUUCUUUAACCUCGAGUUUAAGGAUCCAAAGCACUUCACAUGGCUGCUGGUAGCGUUUGCCAGUAUGGGUGGCCUUCUUUCCGGGCUGGAUCAGAGUCUCAUUUCCGGCGCAAAUCUGUACCUCCCAAAGGACUUGGGUCUCACGCCACGAGAGAACAGUCUAGUUAACUCCGGCAUGCCACUUGGUGCAGUGGGCGGUGCGCUGAUCCUGUCGCCUGCCAACGAGUAUCUUGGCAGAAAAGGCGCAAUAUAUCUGUCCCUGGUCUUGUACACUAUUGGAGCAGCUCUAGAAGCUGGUGCUAUUGACUUUGGCAUGAUUGUCGCAGGCCGUGUUAUUCUGGGUCUCGGAGUCGGCUUAGAAGGUGGUACGGUUCCCGUUUACGUUGCAGAAACAGUCGAACGCCGCAUCCGUGGUAACCUGGUUUCGUUGUACCAGCUCAUGAUUGCCCUUGGAGAAGUUCUUGGCUAUGCCGUUGCCGCCAUAUUUCUCAAGGUCCCUGGUAACUGGCGAUAUAUUCUCGGCUCCUCCUUAGUAUUUUCUACCAUCAUGUUUUUCGGAAUGCUCUUCCUACCCGAAAGCCCACGUUACCUCAUGCAUAAAGGCAAGGCUCUUGAUGCCUUCAAGGUUUGGAAACGUAUUCGAGGUGUUGAGACGACCGAGUCCAAGGAAGAAUUUUACGUAAUGGCUGUCGCGGUACGUCAAGAAGCCAGCACUGUUACAGAGGUGGCCAAAAAUCGACGCUUCCCAUGGAUGGACUUUUUCACUGUUCCUCGUGCCCGCCGAGCCCUCAUCUACGCGAAUAUCAUGAUUCUCCUGGGGCAGCUCACUGGUGUUAAUGCCAUCAUGUACUACAUGUCUGUAUUGAUGAGCCAGAUAGGAUACGAAGCCGAAAAGGCCAAUUACAUGUCCUUGGUUGGCGGUGGUUCCUUGCUGAUUGGCACAAUCCCGGCCGUUUUCCUCAUGGAAACUUGCGGUAGACGGUUCUGGGCCAUCAUGAUGUUGCCGGGUUUCUUCAUCGGCUUGGUGCUGAUUGGUAUUGGAUACCAGAUUAACAUUGAGACGCACACCAUGGCUGCGGAGGGCUGUUAUCUCACCGGACUGAUUAUUUACAUGGCUUUCUUUGGUUCAUACGCUUGCUUGACAUGGGUCGUGCCGUCCGAAGUCUACCCAACGUACCUCCGAAGCUACGGCAUGACCACUUCCGAUGCCCUUCUCUUUUUGGCCUCCUUCAUUGUCACCUACAACUUCACUGCCAUGGAGGAAGCAAUGACGCGCACUGGCCUCACUCUCGGGUUCUACGGCGGUAUCGCUGUUCUCGGCGAAGUCUACCAAGUGUUCUUCAUGCCUGAGACAAAGAACAAGACACUGGAGGAGAUUGAUCUUGUGUUCCAGCGACCAACCAUGGAUAUUGUGAGAGAGAACUGGGCCGGGGUGAAGGAGAACAUGACGGAUCUAUGCCACGGACGUUUCCGAAAGGUCUUUGUUGCCCAGACUGAUCGCCGACCAAGCGUUGACGAGUUGGAGAAACCUGUUGCGUAA